This is a messenger RNA of Trichogramma pretiosum, 1120 nucleotides long. It is a transcript of the gene Aps, whose product is annotated as diphosphoinositol polyphosphate phosphohydrolase 1. Gene Ontology annotation, biological process: diadenosine hexaphosphate catabolic process; adenosine 5'-(hexahydrogen pentaphosphate) catabolic process; diadenosine pentaphosphate catabolic process. NCBI's taxonomy places the organism in Eukaryota, Metazoa, Arthropoda, Insecta, Hymenoptera, Trichogrammatidae. The record is from RefSeq and is a predicted model, not a curated record. Gene Ontology annotation, cellular component: cytoplasm; nucleus. Bases 413 to 970 code for a protein of 185 amino acids. The transcript is spliced from 3 exons. Gene Ontology annotation, molecular function: diphosphoinositol-polyphosphate diphosphatase activity; endopolyphosphatase activity; bis(5'-adenosyl)-hexaphosphatase activity.
AACUCAUAUCAAAAUUUUAAGAAUUAUUGGUUUAAUUUCGUUUUUAAAUAUUUACUGGACGAUUAUAAACAAUUCAUGUUAUUACUAGAAGUUCUUACUAAAACGUAUGGAUGAGUUACGAAUAGAAAAAUUAUUUGAAAAUUCAUUAAAUUUCACCACAAUCUAUUUGGACUUUUGACUUGAAGAGUUAAUUUUAACUUUUAAUUUUAUUUAUCUGUAGUUUAAUGAAAUAUUAUAUCAAAGUGUAAUUUGCCAAUUUUUUUAAGAUGAAUUUGUUCCAUGUACUUGAACAGCUCAAUAAAGAUGUCCACAGUUUCUUCAUUCAACUUUAACAAUGAAUAGCUGCUAAUGCUAAAUUGUUUGAAUCACAGAGAGUGAUAGCUUCUCUGGAUUGUUUAUAUUUGCAUGGACCAUGGUUAAAGAAAAACCUAACUCCAUUCGUGUUUAUGACUCAGAUGGAUAUAGGCUCAGAGCUGCAUGUAUUUGUGUUAAAAAUGAUUUAGAAGAUGAGGUCUUAUUAGUAACUUCAAGUCGUAGACCAGAAAAUUGGAUUGUACCCGGAGGCGGUGUAGAACCAAAAGAAAAGCCAGCUGAAACUGCUUUAAGAGAAGUACAUGAAGAAGCUGGAGUUCUGGGUCAAUUGGGUAGAUGCUUGGGAGUUUUUGAGAAUGAUGAGCAUAAACAUAAAACUCAAGUGUGGGUCAUGAGGGUAACAGAAGAAUUACCGGAGUGGGAAGAUUCACGAUCAAUUGGAAGAAGAAGAAAAUGGUUCUCCAUUCCUGAUGCACUUAUUCAAUUAGCUCAACAUAAACCUGUACAGCGAUCUUAUUUGCAUAGUUUACACAAUACAAAUCCAAGUCAUAAUGAAUCCAGCAUGACACUUGUUCAAUAUCAAUUAACACCUCUUUCUCCGAUCUCUUUAAUCAAUAAUUCUGCUAGUACUAUUCAUGUAAAUGAGCAAAAUCAUUAAACAAUCAUUUCUACAAUUCAUUGUUCUUAGUGAAUGAAUGGGACUCGUUUUUACCUGAUGAACCAAUACAUUAUAUGAAAAAAUUAUUGUUUAUUUGAUAAGUAACCUUUAUAAAUAGUAACUUGUUUGGAGAUUUUAAAAUAAAAAAUU